This is a messenger RNA of Pogona vitticeps (central bearded dragon), 933 nucleotides long. Lineage: Eukaryota; Metazoa; Chordata; Lepidosauria; Squamata; Agamidae. The record is from RefSeq and is a predicted model, not a curated record.
AUGGCCACUUUUAAUGAAACCAUGGUGACACAGUUCAUCUUAAUUGGACUAUCUGAACACCCCAAAGCUCGGGCUGUCUUCUUUUGGUUUCUGUUGGUGCUGUACCUCGUCUGUGUUCUUGGGAAUGGUGUCAUUGUCCUCCUGAUUCUUGUGGACUCCCGGCUUCACACCCCCAUGUAUUUCUUUCUCUGUGUGCUCUCCUUCGUAGACCUCACUCUCAUCAACAAUACAGUUCCUGAGACCUUGGCCAACUGCUUCAUCGACAUGCCCAUGAUUUCUUUCACCAGAUGCCUGUCCCAGAUGUAUCUUGGCCUUCUCCUUGUCUCAACAGAAUGCUUUGUUCUAGCCAUCAUGGCAUAUGACCGCUUUGUAGCUAUAUGCCACCCACUACACUAUAUACAAAUCAUGAAUUGGCCAGUUUGCAUUGGUCUGGUGGGGGCAUCGGUGAGCCUUGCUUUCCUGUUAACCCUGAUCAAUGCCCUACUUCAACCUACAGACUUUUGUGGCCAACACGUCAUCAACCAUUUCGUCUGUGAGCUGCAGUCCUUCCUCAGACUAGACUGCUCCGAGAGCCACACCAGUGAGCUAUUCCUUCACAUUUCUAGUCUUUUUGUCCUGCUACCACCCUUUGGCUUCAUAGUUUUGACAUAUGGACGCAUAGGCCUGGCUGUCCAUCGCAUGCGCUCAGCACAGGGUCGUAGGAAAGCUUUCUCUACCUGCAGCUCUCACCUGGCUGUGGUCAGCGUCUUUUAUGGGACCAUCAUGAUCAUGUACUUGAGGCCACAGGAGAAAUCUGUGUCUGACCAAUCAAAGAUCAUAUCUGUGGCCUAUGGUGGUUUGACCCCUAUGCUUAAUCCUGUGAUCUACAGCCUGAGAAACAGAGAUGUAAAGGGGGCUUUCUGGAAACUGGUUGGUAGGAAGACGUUAGAUUAA